AUGAGUGAAGCACAGAAAUACCAAAUGCAGAUUGAAUGUGGGAUUUGUAAUCAUCCUGUUAAUGGGAAAUAUCCAAUUUGUUGUGAGUGUUUAAUAAAACAAUUAAUUGACAACGAACAAUAUUAUCGGUGUUUAAAUGAAAGUAGACAGUACUCACAGAAAAUGGUUGUAAUGUUAGAAAAGAAUGAGGAAGAAAUUGAACAAGAAAUAAAGAAUGAAGAAGAGGUUGUCAAAAAACUUGAGAAAGAGAUCAAUGAAUUAACAGAAGAACAAAAAACUUUAGAAGAAAAGAAGAAAGGAAUUACACAAAUGAAAGAAAUAGAAAAAGAGAUCAGAAGAAGACACUUCAUGGUGGUAAAUAAAAUGAACAAAGAAAUACAAGAAAUCAAAGAAGUAUUUGAACAAAAUAAACCAUAUUAUAUUGAGGAAGUUGAUUGUUGGAGAAGUGUUUUCAACACCGAAUAUGAUAAAAAUGGACCUAUAAUUAAUGGGAUUAAUGUAAUAGAAUCAUUCAGAAAAAAAGAUAAUAAAAACAUCAAAAUUGGUUUUUCAUACAUAUUGUUAGAAAUCAAUAAAAUAGCAGAAAUGAUUGGUUAUCACUCUAAUCAAUUUGCAAUUGAACGAACAGCAGAACCAGUCACAUUGAUUAACAAACAUGAAAUUAUUCGAUGUAGUGAUUUUACUACUCAGAAAGAAGAAAAAAGAAAACUGGAGAAAGGGUUAAAAAAUAUAUUAACCUUAGUAAAUGAUAUGGGAAGACAUCUUUCAAUAGAAACAAAAAAUAAAUUUAAAUUACCAUUUUCUAUUGAAGAAGAAGAAAUUCAGAAAGUGAGUAUUUAUCCAGAUGAAAAAUUAGAAAGAUUUGGAAUAGCACUAAAAUUUUUAAUGACAGACAUCAUGAGUAUUCGAUGUUAUCAUAUGUUAAUCGAUAACUAA
Molecule: messenger RNA, 936 nt
Organism: Entamoeba dispar SAW760
Lineage: Eukaryota; Evosea; Mastigamoebida; Endamoebidae
Exons: 2
Coding region: 1-936 (311 amino acids)
Source: RefSeq, a predicted model, not a curated record